GCUUCUCUAACAGAGUACCACAAACUGGGUAGCUUAAAACUGCAAAAAUGUGUUCUUUUACAGUUCUGGAGCCUAGAAAUCCUAAGUCAAAAUAUUGACAGGGCCAGCCUCCAUCUAAAGGCUCUAGGGAAGAAUCUUCCUUCCUUUGUCCCAGCUUCUGGGGGCUCCUGGCAGUCCCUGGCAUUUGGCAGUGUAACUGCAGUCUUUCCUUGGUCUUCACAUGGCACAUUUCCCCUUGUGUUUGUUCUGUGUCUCUGUAUGUGUCCAGGUCUUCCUCUCCUUAUAAGGAUACCAGUCAGUGGGUUUAGGACCAACCCCAAGUCAGUGGACUUCAUCCUAACUAACUAUAUCUGCAAAGACCCUAUUGCCACAUAAACUCACAUUGGGAAGUUCUGGGUAGAUAUGAACUUUGUGGGGAUUGGGGGGGGAUCCCUGUUCAGCCCACUAUAGUAAUCAAGGUAAAUAAUAUCGUGAUACAACAUUUAAAAAAAUUGGAACUAAUGCAAAAAUCCAUGAUGAACAAGAUAUCAUUUUUGUAAACAGCAUCUGAUGACUGGAAUUAGGGUAAGGCAAGUGAAACAAGUCGCACAAGUACAGAGCUGGAUGGAUCCUCGCUUUACUUAAAAUUUUAAUAUUUUCAUGGGUUUUUCACACGGAGUUUUAAAAAUAUUGUGCUGCAGUUUAACUUGAUGACUGAGAUUCUGGCACCCUUAUUUCACCCACGGUGAAUGUGUCACUUGUUGCAUCCCUGUCCUGGCCCUCGUUUGUCACAGCAUGAUGCUUGGGAUCCAAAGACAAGCACCCAAGAGAGGGAACCAGGGACAAGCUGUAUUACCUUUUUUAGAUUUUGUGGCUAGCAUGGAAAGUCACAUUGAAGUCCAACACAUUCUGUUCAUUACAAGUGAGUCACUAAUCGGAGGGAAAUUUGAGUCGAUGGAAUGGCAAGGAAUUUGCAGGUAUGUUUUAAAUUUAGCACGCACAUAUGUCUUUUCUGUGGUGUUCUACAUACACUGAUCUUUCACUUAUGAAUGGAUUCCACCCUACUUCUCGUGCUGUUGGUACAAUCUGGGCGUGGUGGCUGUGGGAGACUUAUCCCGAAAUCAGACCAUAGAAAAGUGACAUUGAAAGAGAAGGUCCUAAAUCACCAUUGUGCCACUUUCCUAACACCAAAACCUUCAGUCUCGUGCUGUUUCUUGUCUUAUCAAGUUGAAACUCGUAUGCCUGUUUUUUUUUUUUUUUUAAGUUACUUAUUUGAGAGAACAAGUGAGCAGGGGAGGGGCAGAAAGAGGGGAAGAGAAUCCCAGGCAGGAUCCAAGCUGUCAGCACAGAGCCCAACAUGGGGCUUAAUCGCAUGAACCGCAAGAUCACAGCCUGAGCCAAAACCAAGUGUCAGACGCUAAAUGGACUGAGCCCCUCAGGCGCCCCUACUUUUUUUUAUUUUAAACUAGUAGGCAUGUGUGUCCAUUAUUAUGCUCUUAUCUUGCAAGCUCAGUGAUGCUGGGGCCAAGUUUCUGUAAUCACAUUUCAUCUUUGCCAGUUGCCCCCUGUUAGGGGGCGCUGGAGGGAGACUGGAAGACUGGAUAACAAAUAAGAGAUUGCUCCUUCCUGUUUGUUUAUGGAAUUUUCUAGAGGCUUCCUGUCAAGUUGCAGCUUUCCUAAGAGGCCCACAAACACUUCAGUCUCAGCAGAGGCAGUUCCUUCCCACAGCAGCUCUGUCCAAUUUGCAGCUUUACCAACACUUGGAGAGCCAGCUUUAUUGUAUCUGCCCCUCCCAGAGGCAUUAGUGCCAGCUGGACACUUUUCUUCCUCAGGUUAUAGUAGGACCAUGGAUCUGUUUGGAGACAUAGGUGACAUUUCUUCAGACAGCGAUGGGGACAAUGAAAAUUCCAUUCCAGGGCAGCCUCAUGAAGAACGUGGAGUGCCUCAGGACCAACAGGAGGAAGAGCCGAUUUCUGAAGGCAGAAUAGAAAUAGAAAUCCCCAAUGUCAACUCUGAUUUGGGAAAUGAAUUGUACUUUGUUAAACUACCCAGAUUUCUCAGCAUAGAAUCCAAACCUUUUGAUCCUCAGUAUUAUGAAGACGAAUUUGAAGGUGUGAAAGUGCUUGAUGAGGAAGAUAGAACCAUGUUAAAAUUGAAGGUGGAAAAUACUAUAAGAUGGAGGAAACGCCGGGAUGAGGAAGGAAAUGAAAUUAAAGAAAGCAAUACUCGGAUAGUCAAGUGGUCAGAUGGAAGCCUUUCCCUGCAUCUGGGCAAUGAAGUGUUUGAUGUCUACAAGGCCCCCCUGCAGGGCAAUUACAACCACCUGUUCGUUCGAGAAGACACAGGUCUACAGGGACAAGCCGUCUUCAAAGCCAAGCUCACCUUCAGACCUCACUCUACAGACAGUGUCACACAUAGAAAGAUGACCCUGCUGCUUGCUAAUAGAUGCUCAAGGACGCAGAAGAUUAGAAUCUUACCAAUGGCUGGUUGUGAUCCUGAGUGCCAGCGCACUGAAAUGAUUAAGAAAAAGGAACGUUUGAGGGCUUCUACUCAGCAGACAGUCCAUCUGUGGGAGGGGCAGAACCAGCAGGGGCUGGGUGUCCCCUACCAGGACCCCAAUAGUGUCCAUGAGGAAGAGGAAGGCAUCAAAGCUGUGAAAAACCAUAACCAAGGGGACCUUUGAGGAGGUGAGCCCUCCAGAAAAAGAAGAGCAGAGGUUAAAGAGGAAGAACAUGACUCAAGUAUGAAGUGUGUGCUCAUUGUGUACAGUUGACCCUUGAACACAGAUCUGAACUGCGCUGGUCCAUUUACACACGGUUUUUUGAUAUAAUGUAUUUUCUCUUCCUUGUAGCUUUCUUAAUAGCAUUUUCUUUAGCUUACUUUAUAAUGAGCGUAGUAUAUAAUACAUUAAACAUGCAAGAUAUGUAUUAACUGUUAUCAAUAAGGCUUCUGGUAAAGAGUAGGCUAUUAGUAGUUAAGUUUCUGUGGGUAAAAAGUUGUAUUUGGAUUUUCGACUGUGCAGGGUUUGGGCACCCCUAACCCCAACAUUGUCAGCUGCAUAUUAUUUUCCACAGUUUAUUUUUUUAAUAAUUUUUUUAAUGUUUAUUUUUGGGAGAGACAGAGCAUGAGCAAGGGAGGGGCAGAGAGAGAGGGAGACACAGACUCCGAAGCAGGAAGCAGGCUCCAGGCUCCAAGCUGUCCGCACAGAGCCUAACGGGGAGCUCAAACUCAUGAACCACAAAAUCACAACAAGCUGAGGUCGGACGCUUCACUGAGCCACCUAGGUGCCCCAUCAACAGUUUGUUUUAAAGCAAUGAUUAAAUGACUUGUUUUGAUUGAAAUGAUAAAUCGAGUUGCUUUUGCAUAAUCCUAGUUGUGAAUAAAAAAUGUUCAAAAGCAAGCCUGUGACUUUAGAAGAUCCAUUUUUCCCAAGGAAGAAACUUGUUUUGGUAACUGUUUGCUCUGGGUCUUAGGUUUUUGUGCAUUUCGGCUGCUCUGCCUCACCUCAUCCUCCUGGCUGGGCCCAGAGGUGGGCUUAGGUUCGGGUCAGGUAUCGGAUCUUCCCAUAUGUCCUCCUGUCCUGCCUAGCUGUGUUCAGGCCUCUUCUGUGCUUUGUCAUCUCCACCGGCAUGGCACCACCACUGACCACCUCGCCCUGGAUCUUGGCAGAGCAGGUACAGCAUCGGAUGGCUCAUUGGACACUGGGUGCUUUGCCUAGUGCUGAACUGGUCCUACCAGUUCUAGUCCUCAGAACAACGUGAAAGGUGGGUACUCUUAUUUCCAUUUGGACCUGAAAGGUGGGGUUGAAAGAACUUUGAGACCUCUAUCCAAAGCUUUUUCCUCCCAAGUAAAAAAAUAAGCAUUUUUGAGAGAAGGGUCAUGAGCUUUUAUAUGGAACAAUCACAAGGUUAAGCAGAUACAUUAGUGGCCUUCUGGAGAAAGACACCCAAAAUACCUGAGAUAAACAGUCACCAUAAAAUUUAGAGAAAAGAGCAGUGGGAAACAAAAUACUAGAUUUGACUCCUGGCUUUGUGACUGGCACACCAGCUGGAAUAUAAUGGGUACCUGAUAAGUAUUUACUGAAUGAACAAGCCAAAGGUCUUAUCUUGGGCAAGUUACUUGACUUUCUGAAGUCCGUCUCCUCAACUCAGUGGGAUUUGGACUUGACCAUGUAAAUCCUUCAUGAUUUACAUAGUUUUUAUUUCUCUACCUCCGCAAGUUGAUACUAAUUGGAUGUAUUUUAAAAAACGUAUUAGAGACUCAUUCAGAACACUAAGCACCAGCACGGUUUAAUCCUAAGGCCAGCUACUUCUCGCAAGGGUUGGCCCCGAGGCUCUGCUAAGUCUGCAAACAGGCCCAGGGCUGGGAUCUCUAGGCCCUCAACCCUUGCAGAUAUAAAGGAAAGCUUCACAUUUGAAGGACAAAAGAUGUUUGGUGAUUUUGGACCCACGAGUGGUCGGCCGCCCUCACUAUUUGGUCCCUAAAAGAGCAGAGGCCACUGCGCUAGGCCUAAGGGCACCGUCUCUCCAUGGCCACUCAGACUCACGGGAGCUGAGUCACCUGCCAGGGCAAGUGCCCGAGCCUCCUUACCUGGCCAAGAGGACAGGCAGCAAGACCUCCUGCAGGAGAAAAUGAGCCCAAAGGCCAUUCUCCCAAGGCCAGCCAAUAUUAAAGAUGUAAGGGAACGGUGCUCAUUCGCAAAGGUUCCAGAGCUCUGAAAAUGUUAAUUUGCCACUUACCCCUAAAAGAUUCCUCAAACCCUUUACCACACAUUUCACUGAUUUCCUCUUUUGCUUGGUAGAUUUGGGUGACUGGUAAUUAAGGUCUUUGCUGUAAAAAUAAUUUGUAGUUUAUUAGAAUUGGCUCCCAUCAGGUCCAAAAUGUGAUGUAUCAUAGGACCCUGUUUCUUCACAUUUGUCAACUCAAUUCACUUUUAUGGACAGACCAGACUGAGAACUGAUGGUAUUUCAAGCACAUGAAAUUACUAUUUUUAUGGGUAGAAAUGGUCAAGUAUUGACAGUUUAUGGUUUAAUAGAGUGGGAUAGAAUAACUGGGAAAAUAAUAAGCUUGUUUCUGAAAAGGCAUGUAAGAAAUGAACUUUAGAACAUAGGAACUGAAGGGAUUUUUUUCACACAGUCCAAGUGUAUAGAAUAUUUGAUAAACUUUAUUGAAAUUAUUUCAGUAUGAAGUCUAAGUUCUAAAUGCCUACAGUUUUCAAAAGAA
Molecule: messenger RNA, 5202 nt
Organism: Acinonyx jubatus (cheetah)
Lineage: Eukaryota; Metazoa; Chordata; Mammalia; Carnivora; Felidae
Product: RNA polymerase-associated protein LEO1-like
Exons: 9
Coding region: 1616-2662 (348 amino acids)
Biological process (GO): transcription elongation by RNA polymerase II; positive regulation of transcription elongation by RNA polymerase II
Cellular component (GO): nucleus; Cdc73/Paf1 complex
Molecular function (GO): RNA polymerase II C-terminal domain phosphoserine binding
Source: RefSeq, a predicted model, not a curated record